AUGUCUUCAAGCCGGGAUGAAGCAGAUGUUCCAGAGUCCUCGAGAAGAAGGCGAGCUAACUCACCUCUUCCGUAUCGGUCAAACUAUCGACAUAGUCCGUAUCAGAUUCAAAUGCUUGAAGUGUUCUUCAAUCAAUAUCAACAUCCGAGCGAAUGGGAUCGAUACCGAAUCGGGAGGGAGCUUGGACUCACAUCGAACCAAGUAAAGUUUUGGUUUCAAAACAAGAGGACUGUUGUUAAGGGACAAAAUGAAAAGGAACAAGCGAUAACUCUCCGAGAGGAAAACAAAAUGCUACAAGAGGAGAACCUAUCGUUACAAAGGUCGCAUGUGUACUCGUGCAUUGAUUGUAAGGAUCUUACCCCUAUUGAAGUAGAGCAACUCGUCACUGUAAGGCAACUUCAAGCCCAAAAUUUGCAAUUGAGGCAAAAGUACUUUGAUGCCUGUAUUUCAAUUAAGGGCAUGGGAAUACCUGUCCCGAUAAACCAAGACUUACUACCACCAAUGAUGCAAUCCAAUGGAGCAUUUAUAGGACAGUCAUCAAUGGAACCGGUCAAUCAUAUCGUCUCUAAUGCUCCUAUCGUUGCUAAUACAAAUAUGAACCAGCAUUUAGAUUUCGAGACGUUGAACAUGACACAAACAAUUAGGCUGGCUAGGGAUGAGUUAAUGAGCCUAUUACAUGUAAACGAGCCAUUUUGGCUACAAGAUAUGCCGGAUGGAAGAUAUAUCAUUAAUAGGGAGGCAUAUGAAGCAACAUUCUUGAAGAGAAAUACUUACAAAAACCAUAAAAAUGGAUCACAUACUCGCAUUGAAUCAUCAAAGUAUGAAGCAUCCUUGAGCAUGAGUGCUUUGAGAGUGGCUCAGAUGCUAAUGAAUGCGAAAAUGAGGGCAGAAUAUCUUUUUCCUACCAUCAUAACUGAUGCAUUCACAAUCCAAGAAUUUGGAAAUCAAGUAUUGCCUCGCCAAGCCGGGCCUCUAAAAUUGGAAUAUGAGCAAAUCCAUUUGCUAACUCCAUACAUGGUUCCAAGAGACUUCUACUUUGUUCGAUUCUGUGAAAAGGUCACUGAAGGAACGUGGCUAAUAGUUGAAGUGUCUCAUGACUUCAACAAUACCAAUUUUCAACUGAAUUCCCCCUGUCGGGCAUGGAGGCGCCCUUCUGGCUGCAUAAUCAAGGAUGUUUCUCCUGGAGUCUCUCAGGUGACAUGGAUUGAACAUGUCGAAAUUGAAGACAAGGACACAAUUCAUCUUCUUUACAAAGAUGUUAUCUUUCGUGGAUUGGCCUUCAGUGCAGAUAGAUGGAUUCAAACCCUUUCAAGGUCUUGCCAUAGGAUUGCUUCUUACAAUAACAUCUUGAAUAGCCAAUCUAAUGACUCCCAACAAAACCUGGGAGGUGUGCUAGGCGCCAUGACCCAAGAAGAUAUACAAUGCAUAAUGAGCAUAAGCGACAAGAUGGUGAAAAGAUUAUGCGCAAACAUGAGCAUGAAAGACAAACUGGAAAUGCCCGAACUUAAAGACAAAGGAAUUUGUCUCUCUUUAUGCCCGGAUAAAGAUAACAUCAAUCCAUCCAAUAGCAUGAUCAUCAACGCUGCUACCUCGUUUUGGCUUGACGCUCCAUGUAAAAUGAUUCUCGCUUACUUACAGAAUGUUAACAUAAGACCUCAGUGGGAUGUUAUCUGCAAUGGACAACCGGUGCAAGAGACUGCUUGCAUUAAGUUUGGAAAUCAACUUGAUAGUUCUAUCUCUAUUAUUAAGCCUAAUAUUGAAUCUCAAAACAAUGUGCUUGUGAUACAAGAGACUCUUGUGGAUCCUCUUGGUGCUGUUGUAGCUUAUUCUCCUAUUGAUCGGGAUGAUUUUAAUGGAGAAUUAUAUGGGUCAUGGCCGAAGGCUGUUCUUCCAUCAGGGUUUAUCAUAUCUAAAGAUGGAAAUCCGGAAUGCAUGCACUUGGAUUUUGGAGGAGCUUCGACUUCGAGAAAUGUUGCUUCGGAUUUGGAUUUGCCCAACGGUUCACUCGUUACCGUGGCUUUCCAAGUUAUGUGUUAUUCGAAGAACAUCGAACCGGAAUUCUUGAAAAUUGUCACUUCUCUCGUUUCCUCAGCGGUUGACAGCAUCAAGUUGGCCUUCAAUUGCCCUGACCCUGACCCUUCCGAGUGA
This is a messenger RNA of Impatiens glandulifera, 2148 nucleotides long. RefSeq names its product homeobox-leucine zipper protein HDG12-like. The record is from RefSeq and is a predicted model, not a curated record. NCBI's taxonomy places the organism in Eukaryota, Viridiplantae, Streptophyta, Magnoliopsida, Ericales, Balsaminaceae. Gene Ontology annotation, molecular function: DNA binding; lipid binding. The coding region runs from base 1 to 2148 and encodes 715 amino acids. The transcript has 10 exons.